AUGGAGGAUGAACAGCUUAAAGUUUCUUCAGCCCCUGUUCCAUUUGUUCGUUGGAUGAGUAGUACUUUUGCAUUAGCUUUGGAACAACAAAAUUCUAAUUCUUCUGCUCCAUUACUUCGACCAAAGAGAGGUUUUCUACCAUCAGAUAAUACAGCGCAUUUAAUGGAAAAAGUUAGUAGUAGUGAAGAUGAGGCUGACAAAGAGGAACUUUUUCAAAGACUUAUUGUUAAUCUCAUAUAUCUAGUUUAUGCAAUCAUUGUUUUGGGUUUGACUUCUCAAUUAAAAAUUUAUCUUUUAGGGAGGCAUGAAAGUUGGAAACAACGAACAGAAAAAAGGGCAAAAGAACGGGAGGCUGAGGAAGCGGAGGAGGAUAGCGAAAAAUAUAUUGGUGUGACUAAAGGUGGACAACCGUUUAAACGAAGUGGACCAAUGCUUGGUUUUAGGGAUAUAAAGAUUAAAAUAACUCCUUCCCAAAGCGGGUUUUCUUCCACAACAAUUUCAUCAACUUCUACCCUCCCACCACCUCCACCACUGCCUUCUAUUCAAAAAUUGUUGCCUAACAUUACGGACAUUGGGUUAGAAUUUUUUAAAAUAUUUCUAAUAUACACUUACAGAUCAUCAUUUCCUUCAAGUUCUGAAUCAUACAUGGUUGGUUUCACUUCAAAAUCUUCAUCAAGCAUUUUUUCUGAUACUAUAACAGCACAAAGGUCUAAUUUACACAUUCCAACUCAAGAAUUUCAACAACAACAGAUAUUACAAAUUACUUCUCUAUUUAUGGAUAAACCGUCAACCACUUCUUCGGUCACUUCACUGGCAUCUAUGUUGGUACCUCCACCACCUAUUCCACCUUCAUUACCACCUGCGCCUAUACCACCAUUUUUGCUUGACAAAACGAAAAAGACUUUUGAACAAUUUUCAUCUUCCUCUCAUUCAGAAUCCUUGUCAGAUGUCUUUUGCACUCCACUACUUCCUCCCCCACCAGCACCGCCUCUUUUAAUGCCUAAAUAA
Messenger RNA from Meloidogyne enterolobii, 1008 nucleotides. The record is from the annotation of a GenBank genome assembly. NCBI's taxonomy places the organism in Eukaryota, Metazoa, Nematoda, Chromadorea, Rhabditida, Meloidogynidae.